Messenger RNA from Sphaerodactylus townsendi, 3644 nucleotides. It is a transcript of the gene AKNAD1, whose product is annotated as AKNA domain containing 1. NCBI's taxonomy places the organism in Eukaryota, Metazoa, Chordata, Lepidosauria, Squamata, Sphaerodactylidae. The record is from RefSeq and is a predicted model, not a curated record. The transcript is spliced from 18 exons. The coding region runs from base 419 to 3271 and encodes 950 amino acids.
AAGCCCUGGCCCGGGUAGAGGCCAGCUGCAUCAUUGUGGGGCCAGUGACCACCAAUAAAUUUGCCUCUGCAGAACACAGAGACCGAACUGGGACAUAUGGGGCAAGGCGGUCUCAUAGGUAUGAGGACUCCAGGCCGCGAAGCGCCUUAAAGGUCAACACCAACACCUUAAAAACAAUCUGGAAUUCCACUGGGAGCUAAUGCAAGCAGCGCAGUACAGGGGGUGAUGUGGUCCCAAUCCGAGCCACCCGUGAGAAGGCAAGCCGCCGCAUGUUGGACCAUCUUCAAUUUCCGGAUCAGCCGCAAGGGAAGGCCUGCAUAGAAAUUUGACAUUCACUGAAAGUUUUAUGAUCAGAAUAUAAUGAGUACGUGUUGCAGAUAAAGAAAUUCAGACAGUAUUAAAAGUAAGUGAAUAAAACAUGCUGGACUACCCUGAGGAUAAUACAGAUGAUGAACAAGAAGAACUACCUUUUGAUGAUGAUAUACAAAAUAUAUUUCAACACAACUGCGAAUCACAAAAUGUAAAAGAUUUAACUUCUAUAGAAAGCAUUUUUACCUUGCCAUCUCCAGAAAUUAGCUGUCAUUCAGAAGAACAACCAAACUGUCAAACACAACUGCAUCAAAGAAUAAAGAUACAUCUAACAUCAACUUCAAGGCAUAAUGACAUUGAACUUGCUAUGGCAACAGAGAAGGAAUUAUCAGCUGGGGAUUUUAACAAUUCAAGAAAAAAUCCAUGUUUUUCCGGAUCAAACAUUUCAGAUGUUCUUUCACGUCAUUUUCCCAAAGAAGAAUUAUCAGCUUCUUGCCAAUUAAUUGACUGUGAAACUAUUCCAGAAAUAUCAUUUACUGAAAGUUUUGAUGAAACCAUCCUAAAUAAAAUUAAAAUAUCCGAAAGCAUAAAGAUCUCUUCUCCAAAUGAAAAAAGUCAUAUUGAAGAAAUAGAAAGAGCAGAAAGGUGUGAAUCAAUUGAUAAAAAUUGGGAUUUGAUGGAAGAAAAGCAACUUGUUAUAGAUGACAAAAGAAAUUUCAGUUGUGAGAUAAAAGACUGCAAAGAAAAUAAUCCCCAAUUUGUAAAUCGAAAGGAAGAAACAAUGAGUGAAAAGUUAAGUUAUUUUUCAAAUCCAGAAGAAGAAUACCAAGAGCAAAAAUGUUUUCUAGAAACAUCUGGUUCCUCUCAUAAAUUCAGAUAUGGUCAACGUCAGGUUAAUUAUCAGCUUCCUGAUUUCUCUAAGGUUGCUCCAAAGGUCAAAAUACCCAAAGGAAAUAAUAAAUCUACACCUAUAAUAAAGAGAACCAAAUCUUCCCCAGACUUGCUUAGUAAAUCAACAAUUGUGAAAGACAUUCUAGAAGAAAUGAAUUAUUUGGAUUGUGUUGCAAUGAAGAAGCAAGAGGAGAAUGUUAAAAUGCCUGAACUUGAUCUACAGCUAGAGUUGCUGACAAAACAAGCUGAGGCUCAGAACUGUAUUGAUCAUCAACGGUUUAAUACUAAGAUGCUUCCUAGCCCAAAUACUUGUAGUCCAAACCUUGGAAUUAAAGCAAGAGGCGCUGAAAUAACUUCUGAAAUUUCUACAGUUCCAUCUGUUACAGUUCCUAGGAAGUCUAUGCUCGACUUCUCUCAAACUUCUAUUUCAGAGCUGCCAUCUAGAAGAAUGGUCUCACCAUUACCAUCAGCUUGUGCAUCAAUUGCGAGUUCUCCUUUAUUACAAAAAGCAACUGAAGGAGAAAAAUUAUCUCUUUUGUUAAAGGAACAGACAGAGGAGCUGAAAACAAAAGUGGAAAUGUUUUCCAAAUAUGUGGCACAAGAUGUGCUUUUUGAAGAACACCAUCAGAUUUUAAAGCUGUUAAAAGAGCAUCUCACCCAACUGGAAUGGAAUUAUUUAGAUGCAAAAGAGAAACAUUGUGCCUUACACCUCCAAAAUUUCAGACACUCAUCAACAAACUUUGGAGAGUUUGAUCUUGACAGAAGCGUAGAGGGAGAAAUAUUUAAACUUGGAAUGCUGCUAGAAGAUAUCAAAGAGAAAAUUGAUGAGAUGGGAAGCCCAAAUUACUCAACUUCUGCAACCUCUCCCUCACUCACACCAUCUGUGUGUUCCUAUUAUUCUAGUGGACCCGAGAGUCCAGUGAUUUCAGGCAUUAGUGAGUCGCUAUCAAAAACUGCUCCUGGAGAGAAUAUUUGUAAGAAUGAAAAGUAUGGGGAAAAUAGGAACCAAGCUGUGGAAGUGAUUCCCCAAAGAAAACACCAACAACCUACUCAAAGUGGCAGAUGUCAUCCUGUUCCUCAAGACCAGUUAGAACUACCAAAGAGAACUGCCUACGAACAGCAAAUUGUGGAGCCUCUUGAAAAAUCAAGACUACCAGCAAACGAGCAAUCUACCUAUUGUUACUACUUUUCAUCUGGUGAAGGCACUGGGAGAUUACAAUCUCACAGGCAAUUUCCAACAAGUCAGAAUGAUAACAGUGAUCAAGAAAACACAGAUGGCUCUUGGGAAAUGAAAUCUCCACCUCCGGCCAAUCCCUACAGUACAAGCAAUCAGGGAUCUAAUACAACUGAUCUACCAGUGUUGAAAAAACAAGGAAGCUUAGGUUAUCCUUCAGACCACCUUUUUUUUGAGGGGCUGGAAAAUUCUGCAAAGGAACAUAAUAUAAUUAUACGUCCUAGGCUAAAAACACAGUUAUCAAAUAAACCCAAUAAACAAAUUUAUUCCUCUUCUUCCAAUAGAAACAAAAUGACAGAGUGCACAAAAACGAAGGCAUACAAAGAAAAAUUCUCCAUCUUACAAGGAUCGACAUUGGAUCUAGAUGGAUCAGCUGUGCCACAAAGGGAUAGGAAACCCCAUUCUCACACGGAAAGAAAGAGAAACAACUUUGAGAAGAGCAAUGAGUGCACUAUUGCUUGUUCACAUAAGAAAACCCUUGCCCUCCAAAGAUUUUAUUUCAACAAACAACCUGAAGAGUUUAUAUAUAAACUUUCUGAAAGACAAAACCUACAUAUUCCCAAAUCUCACUACUCAAGGAUGUACGAUACUAUUAUCCUUUCACCUCAGUACCUGGAUAGUAGGAAUGCCCAUGGAAGAUCAAUGAGUGAGCGGAGAAACAAGCGUAUUGAAGACACAAAAUCAAAGAUCUUAAACUCAACUUUGGAUCAUGUUAUACAAACAGCAAACAACUUGAGGAGAACCACAGAACACAUGGUGCAAGUAGUUUCAGAAGAUUUAGCCAGGGCUAAAACUCAGACACCUCCCAAUGUUACAGCUAACCAGUACUACAUCUGAACAAGUGUUGUGAGAAAUUGACUGUGUCUGAAACUAAUCAGCUUCACAAGCAAGAACUAAAUGCAUCAUUUUUCUUUUUGUCUCCUUCACAAUACACACACACAAACACCAUGUAGUCUUAUUGCUUAUAAAGAAUUAGCAGAAAAUAAUUGAUAACUCCAUGUUAAGAAGAAAUGUGAGUUAAUGAAUUUUGCAAAAUUAUACCCAUGAAUGGUUCGAUAUAGAUCUCGAGGCAAGAAAGUUUUCCCAGUUCGGAUGUGGCAGAAUUCUCUUUUCCUAAGUUAUCUAGAUUCUGUGUUGACCACAAGUUUUGGUAUACUUUUGUCCAAAGAUGAAUACUGUUUUACUAUAGAAUAAAAUGUGUAAAAAGAUA